Molecule: messenger RNA, 5371 nt
Organism: Hemicordylus capensis (graceful crag lizard)
Lineage: Eukaryota; Metazoa; Chordata; Lepidosauria; Squamata; Cordylidae
Gene: ZBTB43
Product: zinc finger and BTB domain containing 43
Exons: 6
Coding region: 1135-2724 (529 amino acids)
Biological process (GO): regulation of transcription by RNA polymerase II
Molecular function (GO): protein binding; DNA-binding transcription factor activity, RNA polymerase II-specific; RNA polymerase II cis-regulatory region sequence-specific DNA binding
Source: RefSeq, a predicted model, not a curated record
GAUUGAAUGAAGAUGUAAAUUGGGGAGUGAUGUUAUGAGGUGUGGGCAUGAAAUGAUCUUUUCUUUCUGCUUGGUGUGCUUUGAUGUAGAUGGAUUGUGGACCUAGCUGGACCUAAUCCAUAGAUUGCCAUGAAUUAUUCUUAUGUUAUUUUAAAAAAACCCAAGUGUCUGCAGAAUUAGGUCCUUUUAAGAGUUAUAUAUGUUGAUACCAAUCUACAGCUGGGGUUAAUUUGUUCAUUGUAGUAGAUAUUCUGCAUCAGAGUUGAGCGUUGAUGCUUGCCUUUUUCAGAAGAAGGUAAAGGAUACAGACCUACAAUUUAAAAGCACUUUGUACUUGGAGAAGGCCAUGCCAGGAGGAGGAGGAGGAUUCACAUGUUGCAGAACUUAAAAGCCUGGGAGACGCCGGCCGCCUCUUUUCCAUUUGGCCGACGAGGUUGUGCAUCCUCGCAGGAAGAUCCAAGAUGGCGUCUUCCGGACAUGCUUCCGUUCUCAACGCUGCCGAGGCUGCUCGGAAGAGCAGGCGAAACUCUCCGCCUCCAUGUCACGAGAGCGGCGUGCGGGUCCCACGGCCAUCUGACGGCGAUGUCGGCUCCUCGGGGCUCCUGCGGCAGCUGGCCAUCCUGCAUAUGCCCUCUGCGCUACCAGGUUGGCGGUGCAGGUGGUUUUCUGCAUGGCUGGUGAUUGUCCGGACUUCGAAUGAAUUUCAGCGGCUGCUCAGCCAAUGAGAAGGUUCCGCGCCGAGCAAGCUGGCGCAGGCAUUAUUAAUGUGCCGAAGGACGGACAGCAGGCCGGGGUGGAAACGCCUGAGGGCAGCAGCAAGUGGAGGUUUCAGCUGCCGCACACACAGCCAAAAAUCUGGAGCAUUCCCAGCUCCUGGGACUGUGCAGGAUGCUUCUCCUACACAUCUUACAAUCAAGAGGACUGGCUCCGUGAUUCUAGAUACUCACACAGGAGGAAUCUCAAGCCAUCUCAGCCGUUCACAAAAGUUUGCUGAAAGUGAAAGACGUUUUGACACGCCUUCAGGAAGACACAGACAGUUCAAGCAAGCAAGGACCCUGGCAGGAGGGCGCUCUAUCCCCGCCCGUGGGCGGCACUCUAUGGGCUCCCUCCACGUGACCCGGAAGCGGAUGCGCGAUGGCGGAAGCGGGGCAGGAAGGACUCGCGCUUCCGGGUCUGGCUUGCUGGCUGCCCAACGGCGAGGAGCUGGGCUCGGGGAGCAGCCCGGGCGGGAGCAGCGCUGGGCUCGGGCACGGGGACGGCGCCCGCCAUGUGAAGGAGGCCGCUCUUUCGCCCAGGGCAGCACGCCACGACAGCUGUGAUGAAAUGGAGCCUGGGACAAAUUCGUUCCGCGUGGAAUUCCCCGACUUCUCCAGCACCAUCCUGCAGAAGCUGAACCAGCAGCGCCAGCAAGGGCAGCUCUGUGACGUCUCGAUUGUCGUCCAGGGCCACCUCUUCCGAGCCCAUAAGGCCGUCCUGGCGGCCAGCUCCCCUUACUUCUGCGACCAGGUGCUCUUGAAGAACAGCCGGCGGAUCGUUCUGCCGGACGUCAUGAACCCCCGGGUGUUUGAGAACAUCCUGCUCUCGACGUACACGGGGCGGCUGGUGAUGCCCGCGCCAGAGAUCGUCAGCUACCUCACGGCCGCGAGUUUCCUCCAGAUGUGGCACGUGGUCGACAAGUGCACGGAAGUGCUGGAGGGCAACCCGUCGGUCCUUUGCCAGAAGCUGAGCCGUGCCAGCGAUCACCAGUCCCCGAGCAGCAGCAACUACAAUGGCCUCGUCGAGAGCUUUGAGCUGGGCUCCGCCGGGCAGACGGACUUCCACAAAGCGCCAGAGCUGCGCGAUGGCGAGAACGAGGAGGAGAGCUCGAAAGACGAGCUGUCCUCUCAGCUCACGGAGCACGAGUACCUCCCCAGCAACUCCUCGACGGAACACGACCGGCUGAGCACGGGGAUGACCAGCCAGGACGGGGAAGAGGGAGCCAGCGACAGCGCUGAGUAUCAGUACGCCCGGCCGCUGUACAGCAAGCCCAGUAUCAUGUCUCACAAGCGGUGGGUCCACGUGAAACCCGAGAGGUUCGUGCAGGACUGUGAAGGGGUGGAGAUGCACGCCCCGUAUGACGAGCACCAGGUCUCCGAGUCCCUGAACGCCGUUGUGGUGGAGCACUCGAGCAAGGCGUCCGGCCCGGGCGACUUCCACGUUGCCGAGAAGAAGAUGGAGACGGAAUACGACGAGCAGGCCAACGAGAGUAACUAUGACGAGCAGGUGGACUUCUACGGCUCAUCCAUGGAAGAAUUUUCCGGAGAAAGGGCCGACGGGAAUCUAAGCCUCCACAGACAGGACACGGUGGCCGCGUCUGGGUACGGGGACAGCCUUGACGGCGCCUCGGGAAUCAAGGAGGAGAGCACCCUCUCCGGGUUUUCGACAGCUGACAAGCUUUACCCGUGUCAGUGCGGCAAAAGCUUCACGCACAAGAGCCAGAGGGACCGUCACAUGAGCAUGCACCUCGGGCUGCGCCCGUACGGCUGCGGGGUGUGCGGCAAGAAGUUCAAGAUGAAGCACCACCUGGUCGGCCACAUGAAGAUCCACACAGGCAUCAAGCCGUACGAGUGUAACAUUUGCGGGAAGAGGUUCAUGUGGAGGGACAGUUUCCACCGGCACGUGACGUCUUGUACCAAGUCGUACCAGGCCUGUAAGGUGGAGCAGAACACUACUGAGAUGAAUUAGGGAGAGAGCAGGGCUACUUAGCGGCGUAAGCGGGUUGGAUGCCUUGCCUGGUGCUUGCUGUUGCAAGAUCCUCUGCGGCUUUCUAAACACACAUCCUGAAAGCGCCUGGGAAUGCAAGCGGGCUCCUAAUCUCCGAGGCCUGCCUGGGAUUCCUCUGCCAAAACUGCAAAUAAGGAAGCCGGUUGAAGGGUGGUGGUACUUUCGCGUGGUUCUAAUUGUUGCUAUUUAUUAUUUGUCUUUCACUCGCACUUGGGGUUCUUCUCAGAAGGGCCGUUUCAGGUUCCGAGCGUGUGGAGAUUGCUAUGUUGAUUCAGCUGGGCGGCUGGCUGGUCGAACAGCACCACUCGCUUUCGCAGUCCGUGCGUUAAACCGGCCACGUGACCUGUCUAGAGCCAAAGGGUGACCAGAUAGUGAAACGCCAGUCACUAAGCAAGUUUCAGGGGCCGGCAGCUUUCAAUGGCACGGCUGCUUUUGAUCUGUCGGACUUUGAGUUCCCCUGUCCGGCCCCAUUUUGUUUGUCUUGGCAGAGUCUUUCUGCUUCAUGAUUUUUUAAAAAAAAUAAUUGUAAAGCACUUGCCGAUAUUGUGAUGGACACUUUAGAGAGAGAGUGAACAGUCCUUGUGCCUCGCCAAUUUCCCCCCACCCCGGUAGUGCCUAAUGCAAUAGUCCGUCAGAUGAGCCUUCUGUUGUGGCUUCCUUGGUCCAGACAACGAGAGAGAAUCCUCUUUUGUUCCCCAGUCGAGUUUUUUUGGGUUUUUUUUAAAACGCUCAUCUCUGGCAUGUGAGGCUCAAAGCAGACUUCUUUUGGGUGCGGUUUUAGGUUUGGAGCUUGCUCUUCGUAAGCACAAAUCCAGGCUACUGAUCGACACAUCAGGGUUCAACGUUCAUAAGCUUUUGGUACCGAACAGCUCACUUAACUCAGAUCGGGAGCAGCUGAAAGCUCUCUGCCUCCCUAACGGAGCUACUUGGCAGUUUAAUAACUGGCUUUUGCUGGAUGUUUCUCGGUCGUGUCGGGCAGACCUCUCCAAACCUGGAAACAGUUCCUGGCUUCCCGAACACGAAACCGUCUCCUCUGCGGAGGGCAAAUUUUAAACACUGGAUUCUUUUUAUCACCUGAAGUUGUUACAGCUAGUUUUAUUUUUAUUUUUAAAGAGAACUUCAGUUCUCCUCUUUUCCCACCCCUUUUCUCCUCCUCUCACCCCAGCGGUAGGGUGAAUGCACAAGUUAGAGGCGACUCCGAAUGGUCAAAGCGGUUGUGCUGCUAUUUGAUAGGAAGAAACGCGUUCUUGCCCCCUUGAAUGUGCUGUGGACGGCAUCAGCCUGGUCGAGCGGGCGUUUCCUUAGCAGAAUAAUCUAGCCAGUGCCAAGGCGUGUUGCUGGUGCCAAGACACCUCUUUGUAUUCUUCUUUUCAGCCCGCAAACUGUGAAUGCGGAAAAUAUUUGGUGGGCCUUGUGUUUCUAAACCUCUGUCCAUCCACCCAGGAAAACAAACCUUGCUGAGGUGGUUGCCCUCUUCCCUUAACAGCCCAGUCCAAACAGUCGGUUUCAUCUGAUAAGCUGAUAUGAAUAGCUAGCACAGAUAGGGGGCAGCAGGACUGCCACCUGCCUAGGAUUUUGCCACCAACCGGCCGCCAGACACUGGCAGGCAUGCGGCGAAGACCCGUUAUGAGUCAGCUCCAAAAGUGGGGAGCUUAAAGUCCCGGCUUUUCGAGCCGACUCCCGGCAUAAUGCAUAAGGGGUGGGCUUGCCCCAUAAUGCAUCAGAAGGGGCACCUCUUUCCCAGUGCAUUAUGGGGGAAGUCCGCAUGGCACACUCUGGCCAGUGCGAAUAAAUGAAUAAAUCUCAUGGCAGGGAAGCAGUGUGUCCCCCUUUUCAGCGUCCCUGGGAUGAAAAGGGUUGGGAGACACUGGGGCUCUUCUCUCGAUGCUUAACUGGUUAAGACUUUUGAGAGCUGGGUGCAUUCCCCGUUUCCGUUAUAUGUGAGUUAAGAGCUCGGUCCGGGAAGGGGAAGGUGAUCGUGUGGGAGGUGGGGGUAGGCUCCGGCGGUGGCGUCCUCCCUGGAACGUCUCUCCAGCAUAUUACCACGGCAGCAAGAAACGCCUGCCUUCCACACGAUCACCUCCUGCUCCCCCCGCCCUCACUUCUUACUCGCAUGUGGCUGGAGAUCAGGAGCACGCCCAACUUCUGAAGCUGGGCUAACGGCCGUGGGAACAGCCCUACCGGCUUCCAGAUUUGGCAUGGAAGACAUCGUAAAAAUUCUCUUAAACCGAGCCGAUUUAUUGGUUCUUCAGAUUUCCUUCUAUCUCCCCCACCCGCAGCUCCUUUAAAAAAAAAAAAGAAGUCUCUUGCAUUACCGAUGUCUUAAGCACGACACCUCAGCCAUCGGGGGCAGAGGGCAGGCGCGUACGAGCAGUCAGCAGCGAGGGGGGCGGCUGCUUCCCCCCCCCGCCCCACUCAUGGAGCUCAGCUCAUGCCAGAGUGGAGGCAGCGCUCAGACCCCCGAACCUACAAGGUAACUCAACAGGGAUGUCCUUGCAAACACUGUAACCUGCUAAAUGUAUAGAAGCACUUUGUAUUUAAAAACAAACAAACAAAAAAGAAACCCUUUAUAAAUGUUUUUUAAAACUUUAAAAACAAAAGAUAUAUA